Molecule: messenger RNA, 1870 nt
Organism: Oppiella nova
Lineage: Eukaryota; Metazoa; Arthropoda; Arachnida; Sarcoptiformes; Oppiidae
Source: the annotation of a GenBank genome assembly
AAACGCCGCUUAAAAAUCUUCGCGUUUUACGAGUCCUUUCGCACGUAAGCCGUAAGAGCCGCCCGUAGUUUGUAUCAUAUAUGCUGCGCUUAGUGACCCGGGUCGUCCGCCACCCGACCUCCCUGUGCCACAAGUAUAGUACAGUCUAUUGUCGUUUAGUGUCCCGACUUUUUUAGGGGUAAUAUUUGCCGCAACUUUUCGCAGCCAAUCCCUGAGCCUAUCGACACAUAUGAAGCGCGCCGACCGCCUGAGCACUAUUCAGACCAACGUAUGGGUGGAGUUCAUACAACUGGCCGGGCAGUACCGGCCCGUCAACCUGGGUCAGGGAUUCCCGGACUUCGCCGCCCCGGAACACCUUAGCCGAGCCCUGGCCGAGGCGGUGGUGGACAGGGAUCGCCCGCUCAUCAAUCAGUACACCCGCGACGCCGGCCACCCGAGACUCGUCAGGGCAUUGAGUCAGCUCUACUCCGGACUAACGGGCCUUUCCAUAGACCCCGACACCGACAUACUGGUGACGUCCGGCGCCUAUCAGGCGCUGUACUGCGCGUUCAUGGCGUACGUGAAUCCCGGCGACGAAGUGCUCAUAAUUGAACCCUUCUUCGACUGCUACGAACCGAUGACACUACUGGCCGGCGGAACGCCUGUAUUCGUGCCGCUCAGACCCAAACCCGGGGCGCCGGGAGCGCCGAUGUCCAGCGCCGACUGGCGUCUCGAUCCCGAGGAACUGGAGGCCGCGUUCAGCGCGAAGACUAAGUUUAUUAUUGUGAACACACCUAACAAUCCGUUGGGAAAGAUCUACACUCGCGAUGAGCUGGAACUGAUCGCCCGGUUAUGCAAAAAGUACGACUGCCUGGCCGUUAUGGACGAGGUGUACGAGUGGAUGGUAUAUACCGGGAGCACUCACACCCGCAUGUGUUCCCUACCGGACAUGUGGGACCGGACUAUCACUAUAGGCAGUGGUGGCAAAACAUUUAGCGUCACCGGUUGGAAGCUGGGCUGGGCCUACGGCCCCCAACACCUAUUGGAUCCACUCUACCUCAUCCAUCAGAGUAAUGUGAGCUCCUGUCCCACACCCAUACAGGAGGCGCUGGCCGUGGGCUUUGAACGCGAGUUACAGCGUAUGGGAACUCCCGACUCCUAUUGGGCGCAGUUAUCGCAGUCACUGGAGUCCAAAAGGAACCGCAUAUCAAAGUUCCUGACAGAGGCCGACAUGAGCCCCACCCUACCAGAGGGCGGGUACUUCAUAAUCGCCGACUUCUCGCGAUUGGCCGAUCGGAUAGACCUGUCGGGAGAGAAGGACGCCACCAAAGACUACCGGUUCGCCAAGUGGUUGACUAAGAACGCCGGCCUACAGGGCAUACCUACCGGCGCUUUCUACUCGUCAGCGCACAAACAUUUGGCCGAAAACUACAUUAGAUUUUGUUUUAUUAAAAAAGACGAGACUUUGGAUAAAGCGGAACAAAUCAUCACCGGUUUGAACAAUAGGCUGCCAUUCAAGAGAGUUUUACAUCCCUUUCCGACUAUUUAGGGCUUACGGUUAUGUGGAAAGGGAUCGCAAUUAAUAUGAUUAAUGUUAAAUGUUUUUUUAUUUUUGUGAAUUAACUAGUGUUUUAAAAAUAGUUUGUUUUUAGCGCUAAUUUAAACGUUUAUUUUAUCAAAAGUUAUUUAAAGUUUUUUUUAAUGUACACACAUUCCCGCACCCGUUGGCAUCCCAUUCCACAAAAUUAAGAUUAAGGGAAAGGGAUCUGAAUUAACAUAAAACACAUUAGCCAAGAAAAUGUUAUUUAGAGUUAUUUAUUAACUUUUUUAAUUUAAAACCUUAUGUUUUUAGUUAGAAACUUGAUUUUAGUUUUACUUUUAUUUCGCUAUU